Eimeria necatrix is the source of this 471-nucleotide messenger RNA. RefSeq lists its product as hypothetical. Lineage: Eukaryota; Apicomplexa; Conoidasida; Eucoccidiorida; Eimeriidae. Gene Ontology annotation, molecular function: protein kinase activity; ATP binding. The record is from RefSeq and is a predicted model, not a curated record. The transcript has a single exon. Gene Ontology annotation, biological process: protein phosphorylation. Bases 1 to 471 code for a protein of 156 amino acids.
AUGGCCCCCAAGGGCCCCCCAAGAGCCGAUGCGACUUCCAGCACUUCCGACUUGACUGCAGAGGAAAUGCAGCGAGUCCCCAGCGCCCCCGCAGCAGCAGCAGCAGCAGAGCCUGCAGCAGCAGCAGCAGCAGCAGCAGCAGCAGCAGCAGCAGCAGCAGACAGGCGGUUUCUUCUGGGCCUCGAAACUGGCAGGUGGUUCGAAGGCAGCAACGGCGCUGUCUAUGAGCUGCUGGACCCCAUUGGCUCUGGCAGCGCCUCCACAGUCUUCAGGUGCAAACGUGUCCGCCAGCAGCAGCAGCAGCAGCAGCAGCAGCAGCAGCAGCAGCAGCAGCAGCAGCGGGGGGAUGCAGCAGCAGCAGAAGACCAGGACGCGGUCCUGGCUGUGAAGGCCAUCGACCUCAAGGGUCUCAAACUAAAUGCAAACUUCAAAACUGAACUCGAGAAGCUGCGCAAAGAGGUAAACCUCUAA